Malassezia globosa CBS 7966 is the source of this 795-nucleotide messenger RNA. RefSeq lists its product as uncharacterized. The transcript has 3 exons. Gene Ontology annotation, cellular component: endoplasmic reticulum. Gene Ontology annotation, biological process: macroautophagy. Lineage: Eukaryota; Fungi; Basidiomycota; Malasseziomycetes; Malasseziales; Malasseziaceae. Bases 1 to 795 code for a protein of 264 amino acids. The record is from RefSeq and is a predicted model, not a curated record.
AUGUCACGUCGGAACCGAAGCGCUCUUCAGUCUGUGGACUUUGAUACAGACGAGAGCGUGUCUGUUCAACUCGAUGAAAACUAUGAUGAUGGUCUUGCUUUGACAGGAUCUGGUGUAUGGAGCUCGAAAGGACCUAGCGAAGCAGGGCCUCGAGUCAGCGUGCAAAAGACCGCCGUAUUACACACAAAGUGGGCAUGGCGGGGACUCGUUGAUGCAAGCAGCAUUGGAGGUGCUGUACUAUUGAUGAAAUCCUAUUUGAUCGCUUCGACAUGGAGUGUUGGCAUCGCUGAAGCUGCAUUCAUGGCGCAAGGUAUCAAGCCGCAUCCCAAAGGCGGGAGUGAGACUGCAUGGAUCGAAUACGCCGUCCGCACGGUGUUAAUUCUUAACUACUCAUUGAUCUGCUUUGCAUUGCAAAACUUGCCCGUCGUGGGUCGCAUUUUAUCUUUCCUGGUUAUGAGCUUUGUUGAUGGAUUUUUUUGCUUCGAGCAAAUUUGGUCCGUUCGCGGUUGGCCACUGGAAAAGCGGCUGCGCUUCGCCGAGUCGCACUGGUCUUUUCUCAUGGGAUUUGGCAUCCCAUCGACUAUGAUCUCUUUCUUCCACCCUAGCGGUCUUCUCAAUUUGAUGCUUUUCAUGCUUGUAUUUCCUAUUUACUGCGAUGCUUCCCUCUACGAUGCACGGUCGAACACACGAGCCGCAUCUGUCCCUGUUCUUACCAGCGCGAAUUCCUUUGUUCUGGCCAACGGUCCGCGUCCGCCGCUGGCUUUUGUCGCGCAUACCACCUGCUGUGCCUCCUAA